This is a messenger RNA of Mucor velutinosus, 1590 nucleotides long. RefSeq lists its product as uncharacterized. Bases 1 to 1590 code for a protein of 529 amino acids. The record is from RefSeq and is a predicted model, not a curated record. The transcript is spliced from 8 exons. NCBI's taxonomy places the organism in Eukaryota, Fungi, Mucoromycota, Mucoromycetes, Mucorales, Mucoraceae. Gene Ontology annotation, molecular function: iron ion binding; oxidoreductase activity, acting on paired donors, with incorporation or reduction of molecular oxygen; heme binding.
AUGGUUUUGUGCUUUGAGUGCAAGUUUAUUCAAACUUGUCAUACAGCCCUUGAAAGGCUUCUUCCUUUUUUUCAAAAUCGUAAGAACAGAUACUCUUGCAUUGGUGCUGCUAUUGCUUGUAUCCUGUUGAGACACAUCUAUGCGUCCAUCGCAUUACCGCCAAGACAUCUUCGCUCAUUUCCAAGAGUUUCCACUUUUGCCAUCCUCAACUCUUUCAAGAACUUUGAGUCUGUGCCAAAUCGCAUCAAGCGGCUCAUUAACCCUAUUACGGAUGCUGGCUAUAGCUUUUACAUGGCUCGGUCUCCUAUUACUUGGAAUCUGUUUGUGGCAGACCCAAAAGCUGCCAAGAUUGUUUUAAUGAAGACAGACAACUUUCCCAAAACACAUAAUUUCUUUGGUAAAUCUGGAGACAAUACACCGGUAGCAGUGCUUUUAGGUAAAGAGAAUGUUGCUGUCUCUAACGGAGAUGUUUGGAGAAAGCAAAGACGAAUCAUGAACCCUGCUUUUCAUCGAUCUCAGCCUAUCAAGACAUUUGGUAGUGUCAUGCCAUAUUUAUUUGAUGCCAUUGACGAAAAUCCAGACAGGGUGAUGAUUACAAAACAUAUUAAAGCAUUUACCUUGGAUUCUCUGGGAUUGGCAGUGUUUGGCUUUGACUUUCAAUCAUUGAGAGGAGAUCCACAGCAAUGGACAGAAACCUACCAUAUUGUCAUGUCCAAUAUUUUCAAUCCACUAUCCAACUUGUUCAUCAAAUUCAGCUUCAUCUUGAAGCACAUCUCGACCAAGUUUGUCAAGACUCAAGCAGCAACAAGGAGACUUUUAUCCAUGAUGGAGGAUUUGGCUGAUGAAAAGCGACAAAAGAUCCUCAAUGGGGAGAUGAAGAACCUCAGUGAUCAAGAAAAGGAUUUACUCACCAUGAUGAUUGAAGCUGACAUAGAGGAAGGCACCAAGACUACGACGACACAGCUAAGACAAAAUAUUGCCAUUUUCUUUUUGGCUGGUCAUGAUACCACAGCAAAUGCCAUUUCUCUUUGUCUCUACAAUCUAGCAAAAAAUCCAGAUGUGCAACAGAAAUUACGUGAGGAGGUGUCAGGCAUUUUGGGUGAUGAGCCUGUGGAUGUGGUUCCUACCAUGGACGAUCUGAAAAAGAUGGAAUAUCUGAAUCUGGUCAUCAGAGAGAAUCUUCGACGAAGUGGGCCUGUGGAUCGCAUUGUAUCCAGAGAUGCAACAGACGAUUUUAUCAUCAAUGGAACCCACAUCCCAAAAGGCACUCAACUGAACAUCGACAUUGGAUCACUCCAUUUCAACCCAAAACUCUGGCACAAUCCAGAAGAAUUCAUUCCAGAGAGAUUUGCACCAGGCGGUGAAAAUGAUUCGCAUGAAGGAUUUGCCUACCUACCAUUCGGCCAUGGUGCCAGACAAUGCAUUGGCAUGAACUUUAGCUUAAUUGAGCAGAAGGUAGUGGUUGCUAUGCUGGUAAAAAAGUACCUUAUCGAGGUGCCAAAGGAUUCUAUACAUUACGAUGAAAUUCAGUUUGAUAUGCCAAUGACCAUUUCGCCCGAGUCACUAGAAUUGAAGUUUACAAAGCUCUAA